AUGGACAGCCUAUUCUAUAAUCCAUCUACACCUCCAAAUCCUGCACGCGCUUCUCGACGUGGCUUUAUCCGCGAGAGAAUGAGCAACAAGUUCAUUCCGUACCCCCCCUCUCCAGCUCCAAUUGAGCAUGCCGGAACAUUGGAAAAUGGCCUCACACAAAUGCGUCCUGCAACCUUGUACAAAGGGUAUCAAGCAAAGCUUGCUGCUCGUGAGACUGCACGCCAGCGCAUGUUGGUGACCACAUGGGAAAUCGAGGAAACCGAGCGCUUCCUUGAGUUCCUGGAUGCUCUGCAUGUCGACAACGAAGAACGGCUCAGAUUUGCUCAAGAAGACUUAAACAUCUUUAGGAAGCUAUUUUCUGAGCGUGACCGUUCUGAUGUCAAUGACGACAGAGAUUACCUUCAAGCUGUCUACGAGGAUGAAAUGGAGAUUCUUCGCGUUGUCUCGCUACAAGCUGAGCAGUUCUCAAAGAUCUUAGGUGCACGUGUCAAGAAGGAUUUCUUGCAACCUGGAGCCAAAGGAUCGGGAUCACCAUCGCCUGAGCCUGGGGUUUCGAUUAGAGAUAAUCUGGUAUCCGCAGAUCAGGAAGAUAACUCACAGGUUUCGGUCAAUUCGGCAGCACAAAUUCAAAUUGGACUGCUCUCUGCGCACAUGCAUCCUCAACUCCCUCUACUUUAUGGCCAGCAAACGUGCACUGCCCCGCAAAGGACUCCGCGCACCAUCAGCACACGUCCGCUCCCCACCAGCCAUCAGUCCGCUCCCUACCAGUGCGAGCCAGCUUACCAGCAUGAAGAUCUCGUGCACUAUCAGCAUCAGGACUUCGCGCCUCCUCAGCAGGACUUCGCGCCUCCUCAGCAGGACUUCGCAUAUCCUCAGCAAGACUUUGCGUCUGGCGCUGGAUCCUCGACCGGAUAUGUUGCUCCGUCAUUAGCGCCCAGUUGGGUCGGCGAUGAUGAGGAAUUUCAGACUCAUUCAGUCCUGCCACCGGAUCUCCACCACUUAUGGCCAAUGUCGACGGGAGAGAUCCCCAACUCCCAUGUGAUACAUACUACAGGGCCUGCAAGGACAUCGAAAGCACGUUGUCGUGCAACUCGACGUCUGCCCCCCACACCACACCUUGUCAUUCCUGUUGUGAUGCCCACAACGAUGACAGGGACUGUCGCACCUCUGGAAUCCAUCGAAGGUUCCGCCGUUGACAUUAGUCCCGAGACGCGCAAACAAGCGAUCUCAGCCUCAAAGGAACGCGUAUUAUCCAUCAUCUUUUCUGACGAUGCACUGGUAUCUCUCGCGGCUGACAAAAAGCGCAUCGUCAAAAAGGGCAUUUCCGAAGUAAGAUCUAGAAUACCAGCCCUUCUCGUUGCAACACAAUGGACGGCUAACGAAAAGGACAUCGUGAACAUUUGGUGCGCAGUGACGAAAUUUCGCACUGCGUUCGCAAUGAUCAUCCGACAAGCUGUUGUGAUGGGAUAUUCCCUCUUCCCACCACAGGGCUGUACUAUCCCCCCAGAUACUUUUCGUGUUGAUCGGAUACGCUGCCUCGUCGUAGAUAACGACUUAGCAUUCAUGCAUCAAUACACUUUUGCAGACGGUGCGCUUGUCAUUCACUCGAAAUUCACCAACCCAUUCAUCCUUCAUGUCCUAACGAAACUCAUCUGGUGUUCGCCCUUCCGGCUCCACACUUUUGUCGACGAAUGCCUAUGCCGUCAAAUACGUUACACUAUUGGCGCAGCCGGCGCCAUUACAGAGUCUGCAUUGAUGGAGCAGGGCUUGAUACAACUUACAAAGGGUAGGAUUACCCCCCAGAUGAUGCAUUCGACAUUCACAAAGAUUGUUCUGGGCCUGGAUCAGCUAAGUGACGCUGAAAAGGUUAUUUUAGACAACUUCACAGACAGCAUCGUCGUUUGCGGGCGCUCGCAACAGCAAGCCAACGACGAACUAUCUGAUUUUGAUUUUGAAUAG
Messenger RNA from Suillus discolor, 1959 nucleotides. RefSeq lists its product as uncharacterized. The record is from RefSeq and is a predicted model, not a curated record. The transcript is spliced from 9 exons. Lineage: Eukaryota; Fungi; Basidiomycota; Agaricomycetes; Boletales; Suillaceae. Bases 1 to 1959 code for a protein of 652 amino acids.